Silurus meridionalis is the source of this 1580-nucleotide messenger RNA. It is a transcript of the gene srsf5a, whose product is annotated as serine and arginine rich splicing factor 5a. The record is from RefSeq and is a predicted model, not a curated record. The transcript has 8 exons. Gene Ontology annotation, molecular function: mRNA binding. Lineage: Eukaryota; Metazoa; Chordata; Actinopteri; Siluriformes; Siluridae. Bases 157 to 1011 code for a protein of 284 amino acids. Gene Ontology annotation, cellular component: ribonucleoprotein complex; cytoplasm; nucleus.
AUCCCGUUGGAUGAAGUCGAAAAGACGCACGCCGUGGCCCCGCCCCCUAUCACGCGCGCCCCUCACCCCUUCGAGUCACUUCCUGUAUCCUUCUUUGCUCGGGCGCCAUUUUGUCAUUGCAUCUAAGACCAGCGAGAUCUAUUACACAUUAUCACCAUGAGUGGAUGUCGUGUGUUUAUUGGCCGUCUGAGCCCCCACGCCCGGGAGAGAGACGUGGAGAAGUUCUUCAAGGGUUAUGGACGUAUCCGGGAGAUCAAUCUGAAGAAUGGGUUUGGCUUUGUGGAGUUUGAUGACCACAGAGAUGCGGACGACGCUGUGUACGAGUUAAACGGGAAGGAGCUUUGCAGCGAGAGGGUGACCAUCGAGCAUGCCCGCUCUCGCCGUGGUCGAGGAGGUGGUGGAGGAGGAGGAGCUGGCAGCCGUUUCUCUCCACGUUUCGGAGGCUACCGUCAAUCACGUAGUGCAGGAUCCAGUCUUUCUCUCUCUCCGUCUCUCAGGUAUGGGCCUCCCGUGCGUACAGAGCACAGGAUUGUCGUGGAGAAUCUGUCCUCACGUAUCAGCUGGCAGGACCUGAAAGACCUGAUGAGAAAGGUUGGAGAUGUGACGUUUGUGGAUGCUCACAGAGCCAACAAAAACGAGGGAGUGGUGGAGUUUGCCACACACAGCGAUAUGAAGAACGCCAUUGAAAAGCUGAAUGGAACGGAACUGAACGGCCGCAAACUCAAACUGUUUGAGGACCGAAAGAGGAGUCGUAGCAGGAGUCGCUCUCGCAGCUCUUCCCGUUCCCGCUCUCGCUCGCGAUCCAAAUCUGCAAGUCGGAGUCGCAGCCGCGAGGACAAGCGUGAGAGCAAGCGUGAGAAACGCUCUCGCAGCCGCUCUCGCUCUGCCAGUCGCACGCCCGAGAAGAAAACCUCAGCCAAAACUAAGUCAGAGUCCCGCUCUCGUUCCCGUUCUCCAUCUCCUAGGAAACAGUCUCGCUCUCGCUCAGCAUCCACUGAGAGCCAGCACUGAGAGAAAAGGAGCGUGUGUUUGAGAGAAUGUGUGAAUGAGGUUUGUACAUGACUUACCCAAUCUGUGUGUUACUUGCAGCCCAAGUUUGUGUAUCUUUAUGGAGUGAACUUUAUUAAACUUUUGAUUUUUAUUUUGUUUUGUUUUUUUUUUAAUUGACCUUCAUAAAACAAUCUGUACGUGAGGUACAGACGCAGCAGAUCAGCCAACACGCUCAGGGUCUGAGGCUUACAUGAUUCCACUCUAUGUAGUGUGGUGAUGUGCACACACUCGUGUGUUUAGCUCAAGUUAAGCUGGUGGGAAGAAACUCACUGUGCUGUAGCUAAAAUCGAGCCUUGGUUACUGAGCAUGUCUCGGCUGAUCUACUGCACCUGCUGUGCUUUUGUUUUUGCAGCAUAGAAAUUCAUUAAAAACAGGACCAGAUGUGUUUGUAUGAGAGAUGGUGUGAGAGAAAGUGGUUUCCCCUGUUCUGUAUGUGUUUAUUUCCAUACUGUUGUCUUUGUGCUGUGUGUUUCUGGUUCUGUAAUUACAAAUGAGGAUUUAUUAAUGAAAUAAACUGUGAAUCAGUUAGA